GUAAAAAAACAAACUCCAACGCUUCUUUACAAUUAGCUUCGGUUCCGAACCACCACGCAUGACCGUUACACCGAGCCGAAAUUUAAAAAGCAUUCCCCAAGUUUCCACUCUGUUUUCCAACUCAUAAUCUCACGACAUCCCAACCACCGUUUCAAAAUCCACAAACCCCUCCUUCUUUCUCUCUCUAAAUUCCCAGAAUCACCUGAAAAUGGUGUCCAAGAUCGUCAUCAAGAGAACGCCGACGAAAUCGAUCAAGGACUGCCGGAGCAGCAGCAGCCGCCGCCACCGACGCAAAUCGCCGGCGAAGAAAGCCGCCGCCGCCGUCCUCGCCGCUGUCAACAAGUCGAUCUUCACCUGCCACAAGCGCCUCAUCAAGAUCUUCUCCAAGCUGGCUCAGAUAGGCACUCCGAAUCGCAACAAAGGCUACAAUAUCCUCAAGAAAACGCCGGAAUCUGACUCCAGAUCGGCCCGAUCCAAACCGGAAACCCUAGCAGUUCGCCGAUCGCUCGCCUUCGACGGCCUUCUACCGCCGCCGACCUCACUGGAGAAGCGGACAGUGUUUCUCGACCUCGACGAGACGCUGGUCCACUCGCAGGCGGAUCCGCCGCCGGAGAGGUUCGAUUUCGUGGUGCGGCCGAGGAUCGACGGCGAGGUCAUGAACUUCUACGUGCUGAAGCGUCCCGGCGUGGACGAGUUGCUGGAGUGGCUGGCUGCAAAGUACGAGGUGGUGGUGUUCACGGCGGGGCUGAGGGAAUACGCGUCGCUCGUGAUCGACCGGCUCGACAGGAAGAGCCUAAUUGCUCACCGGCUCUACCGCGACGCCUGCAAGGAGGUCGACGGGCGGCUCGUGAAGGACCUCUCGGAGUCGGGGAGGGAUUUGAGGCGCGUGGUGAUCGUGGACGACAAUCCAAACUCCUACUCGUGCCAGCCGGAGAACGCCGUCCCGGUGAGGCCGUUCGUCGACGAUCUAGGCGACCGCGAGCUCGGAAAAUUGGUAGGGUUUUUUGAGGGAUCUGAUUGUUUUGAUGACAUGAGGGACGCUGUGAGGCAUUAUCUUGCUUAUGGAAAUGAAAAAUUAGAGACUUUGCAAUUGUAAUCUCUUUUUCUCUCUUUUGGAUGGGGAGUUGAUUUGUAUUGAGAAUUCAAUUUGUUGAACAAGUAAUUGUUCAAAUGUUAAGUGAAAGCAUAAUGAAA
Molecule: messenger RNA, 1194 nt
Organism: Morus notabilis
Lineage: Eukaryota; Viridiplantae; Streptophyta; Magnoliopsida; Rosales; Moraceae
Product: carboxy-terminal domain RNA polymerase II polypeptide A small phosphatase 1
Exons: 1
Coding region: 209-1096 (295 amino acids)
Molecular function (GO): phosphoprotein phosphatase activity
Source: RefSeq, a predicted model, not a curated record